Molecule: messenger RNA, 1435 nt
Organism: Zophobas morio
Lineage: Eukaryota; Metazoa; Arthropoda; Insecta; Coleoptera; Tenebrionidae
Product: zinc finger protein 711-like
Exons: 3
Coding region: 122-1288 (388 amino acids)
Biological process (GO): regulation of transcription by RNA polymerase II
Molecular function (GO): RNA polymerase II transcription regulatory region sequence-specific DNA binding; DNA-binding transcription factor activity, RNA polymerase II-specific
Source: RefSeq, a predicted model, not a curated record
AAAGUACCUGAAGGGACCAACGUUUUGAGGUUAUGUCUAAACAAUGUGAAUUGUUUAUAUUUUAAUCUACAGACUAGACGAAUUGGUAACUUUGCAAUAUUCCGAAUCCGUCACCGCCCCCAUGGAGUCCACUCUGGUCAACGUACAUGGCUGUAAAAUUUGCCCAUACGUUACAACGUCGUUUUUUCUGAUGAUGAACCACAUUCGCCGUCAUCAGUCGCCUUUGGUACCUUUUAACUGCGAAAACCCCCUUGAUUCUUACCAUUGCAAACACUGCAGUUUUCAAACGGAACUAACGCUGCUUUUCAAGCAACACACUAGAGAACAUCAUGGAAUUAAACACGAAAACGACGAUUUAAUUGUGCAACACAAAAAUCAAAAAUACGUUUGUGUAAAGUGCGGAUUUGAGACGCAUUUUUUGCUUAAAUGUUUAUGUCACAUUCGAGAGUGUCAACAGUCUAAAGAACAACCAAAUUCGAAACGGCAUAUUAACGCACGACAUUGGAACAAAUGCCAACAGGGUCCGGACAAGACUAGAGAUUGUUCGAACUUAAGGAGUGACGUAAGAAGCCAGCAUUCGGAUGAGAAAAGUAUCACGUGGUAUCAGUGCAAUGAGUGUCCAGUUAAAACAAGAGACAAGAGGGUUUUGCAGAAACACGUGAAAGCGCGACAUUCCAAUGGACACGGGGACAUUAAAUGGUACAAUUGUGAAAAAUGCCAAUUCAAAACCAAAUACCGAUCUGGUUUAAAUAGACACAUGAAUACGCUACAUUUGGACGAAAGCGAAAUAGAGUGGCACCACUGCACUCAGUGUCCUUACAAGUGCAAAGUGAAAGGCAGUUUGCAAAGACACAUUAACACACAGCAUCUGGACGACCAGGACGCGAAAUGGUACGAAUGUAAACAGUGCUCUUUUAGAUAUAAAAACCACAAAUCCUUGAGGAGACAUGUUAACCGUUGUCAUUUGGACGAAAAGGACGGCAUGUGGUAUGAAUGUCAACAGUGUCCAUUUAAGACUAGAGAUUGGUCGAUCCUAACGAACCACGUGAAAUUCGUGCAUUUCGAUGGAUGGUAUGAUUGUGAAAAGUGCCAAUUCAAAACCAAAUACCCUCGUUCUUUAAAGGAGCAUAUUAACGCACGGCACCUGAACGAUCGGGACGUGAAAUGGUACCCAUGCACAUAUUGUGCACACAAAACUAAGAAUAGUUCGAAUUUAAAAAACCACAUAAAAAGGCACCACUUGAAAGCGAAAAUUGACCAUUUAAUAGCAGACAAAAAUCGGGUUUGAUACUACAUGUGAAGUGUAAACAAAGUGUAUGCAGACUUUUAGACUUUUUGGAACGAAGUUCCUUACGGCAGGCUUGGAGGAGAUAGGGAUUUUGCUACGCGACCGAACUGAAACAAAUGUGAUCCUAAAACCGUAAGAAAAACUCCG